AACAAUAAAAUUAGUUUCCUCCACAAUCAACAGUUUUCUUCCCCAACUAAACCCUGCAGCACAACAACGGAGACCCGAUUGAGGAGCGGCAAGCGAACGACGGCGAUCGAACAACGGCUUGGUGAGCCCGGCGAUUAAAAACCUACGUAGCACAUUGGAGUAGCUAAAUGGGGAACGAUGAAGGUUGUGAUAAGCAAAAGAGAGUGGUUUUUGUGACUGUAGGGACGACCUGUUUUGAUGCUCUUGUGAGAGCUGUGGAUUCCAAUAUCGUUAAACAAGCCUUGUUUGCUAAAGGAUACACCCACCUUCUUAUUCAAAUGGGUCGAGGAUCAUAUCUUCCCACAAAGUCUGAAGGAGAUGGUGCUCUGGCUGUAGACUACUUCACUUUUUCAUCCAGUAUUGCAGCUCAUCUCAGAUCAGCUUCUCUUGUCAUUAGCCACGCAGGGUCCGGUAGCAUAUUUGAGACGUUGCGGCUUGGCAAACCUUUAAUAGUGGUUGUAAAUGAAGAUUUGAUGGAUAAUCAUCAAAGUGAACUAGCCGAAGAACUUGCUGAUAGAAAACAUCUGUAUUGUGCCGGUCCUCAAACACUCCAGCAAACUAUUACGGAUAUGGAUUUAAGUUCUCUCUCUCCUUAUUCUCCAGGUGAUGCUACACCGGUGGCCCAGCAUAUAAACAGUUUCCUUGGUUUUCCUGAUGACUGAUCUAUAGAGCCUUUUUGCCCCUCUUUUGUGGUUAAAUGCCAUUGGGAAGGAUGAUAAUGAAUUUUUAUGAUAUUUUGAUGCCAUAAAUAUUUUGGUCAUAUGAAGUGAAUAUUAGGUUAGUGUAAGCAAUGUACUUGUGACACUUAAUAGGGAUGAUAUUCAAUUUUGGUAACCUUCGGAUGCAUUAAAUAUUUUCAGUCUUAGUGUUGAAUUGAAGAGCAAUGCACAUGAGGGUUGGUAUUAAA
This is a messenger RNA of Vigna unguiculata (cowpea), 946 nucleotides long. Its product is annotated as glycosyltransferase family protein 28. The record is from RefSeq and is a predicted model, not a curated record. Gene Ontology annotation, molecular function: hexosyltransferase activity. Gene Ontology annotation, cellular component: UDP-N-acetylglucosamine transferase complex. Lineage: Eukaryota; Viridiplantae; Streptophyta; Magnoliopsida; Fabales; Fabaceae. Gene Ontology annotation, biological process: dolichol-linked oligosaccharide biosynthetic process.